Molecule: messenger RNA, 3129 nt
Organism: Choloepus didactylus (southern two-toed sloth)
Lineage: Eukaryota; Metazoa; Chordata; Mammalia; Pilosa; Megalonychidae
Gene: KCNRG
Product: potassium channel regulator
Exons: 1
Coding region: 330-926 (198 amino acids)
Biological process (GO): protein homooligomerization; negative regulation of delayed rectifier potassium channel activity
Cellular component (GO): endoplasmic reticulum
Molecular function (GO): protein binding
Source: RefSeq, a predicted model, not a curated record
UUGUUUUUUUUUCUUUUAAUGCAGUGACGGAAAGGGAUCUAUUUGACAACUGUUCUCAGGUAUCUUGGCAGUUUUCCUUAAACUAUUCAGUUCCUUAUCUCGCUCCUUUCAUUUCAAAUACUGCAAGUUCCCAAGCAACUCAAAUUUGCAAACACAGCUAUGGAAACACUAUUUGCUUUAUAAUAGUUACCUGGGAGUUUGGGUCUGUUAUUUGUUACUCUCCCCACCCCUCCAUUUCUUAAUCACAUGUAACUAGUGACAUUUACUGAUGACAAGUUCAUCAGUCUGUGGCAGAUGGUUGGUAGCCUCCAGUUUGAAGCAAGGGAAGAAUGAGUAGUAGUCAAGAACUGGUCACUCUGAAUGUGGGAGGGAAGAUACUCACAACAAGGUUUUCUACCAUAAAGCAGUUUCCUGCCUCUCAGCUAGCACGAAUGUUAGAUGGCAGAGAGCAGGAAUUCAGGGUGGCUGGUGGCCAGAUUUUUGUGGACAGAGAUGGUGUUUUAUUUAGUUUCAUCUUAGAUUUUUUGAGAACUCACCAGCUUUUAUUACCCACUGACUUCUCAGACUAUCAUAGGCUUCAGAGAGAGGCUGCUUUCUAUGAACUUGAUUCUCUGGUUGAUCUAAACCAAGAACACCUGUUACAGCCAAGACCUGCGCUCUUGGAGGUGCAUUUCCUAUGGCGGAACGCUCAACCUUUUUUCAGGGUGUUUGGCUCUUGCAGCAAAGCAAUUGAGAUGCUAACUGGGAGGAUUACAGUGCUUAUAGAGCAACCUUCAGCACCAACCUGGAAUAGUAACUCUUACCCUCCUCAGAUGAUCUUACUUCCACUGCCUCCACAAAGACCUUCCUACCAUGACUUUGUUUUCCAGUGUGGCUCUGAUAGCACUACUGAUCACCAAACUGGAGUCAGGUUUUUUGUACCUUGAAGCAUCUCUCUUCUAUACCAGUUCCUGAUGUUUCCCUCAAAAGAGUGUUUUUGGGGUAACUGGUGCAGUUGGGUUAUAAUUGGAAUGACCAAAUAAUUAUUGUCCAAACUGGGACACUUUGUAAUAAAGGGGGUGCUAUUAUGUGGGACAACAGGAAUAAACCAAGACUGUACAGGGGAAACUGGGACUAUGGUUAUUCAAGUUGUAGUAGAAAAUAAUUUUAUAUGUUAUUGUUCUAUUACUAAUGAAUUUGGCUUAGAAAUGAAACAUUUUUUUCAAGAGAUUCUUUUACUGUCUGGAAUAUAGUUUUUCCUCUGUAAUUUCUUACACACUGUGUAUUUCCUCUUUCAGUACUUAUGAUUUGAAUAUUGAUUUUUUUCUUCAUCUUUUUAAAAAAACACCCUAAGGGCAGAUAAAUCCCUACAACAAAUUUGGUAUCCUAUUACAUCUGUGUGUGGUGCUCUUUGACAACUCAGAAUAUUGGGAUAGGCUGUCAGUAUGUUAAGAAUAGUUUCUCCUGAGUCAAGUAUUCACUACACCCCCACCCACCCAUCCCUGUUGUUCUUGGCUGGGUCCCGAGGCUGAUAACCAUUCUACUGUCAUGGCGCAUUUACUGUUCCUUAACGCUAUCCUACUACUAUUUUACUGUAAAAGCUGGCUUCAAUUUUCAAGAGUUAAAAAAGUGCUGCAUGUAUUCUUUACUGAUAGUAUUUUAAAUAAGCAUACAUUCUUUUUGGUGAAGUUAGAUAUGUUUUGGGUACUUUUUGAGUUUCAUCAGUAGCCAUCAGGAAGGAUAUCAGUGUCUGCCUCUUGCACAACACACCUGCUGGUGCUGCUCAGUGACUGGAUGACCCUGGACAGUAUAACCCAGUAUGACAUGUCUUAGGUUUUUACACUUGAUAAUUCCCUGCCCCUCUGAACAAACAAGUUGAAAUGUUAUUCUGGGAAAACAGAGCCAAAGUAAUAGGCUGAGGAGAACCUAAGAAGCUGUUUUUAUCUCGAAGUAUUUUGAGAUCUCUCUGUAUGACUUUCUUUCAUUGGUGGGGCACUAACAAAUAGAAGGGAAAGAUCAGAUUUUGUUUUGUUUUGUUUUUGCGUGAUUGAAGACCUCUUCAAAAAGUUAGAAACCUAAGGGAAAAUGCUGUCACUGAGUUUACAAAGAAUUAUGUUAAGUAAAAAGAAGAUAUUCUGGAAAUGCUGAAUGCUCUUUAAAAACUGCAUUUGGAGGAAUUAAUUGUAAUCUUGAAAAACAAUAUUAGAAACUAAAAUUGGGAUAGUACUGAGUGGCUCGAUUUUUAGAAACAGUAUAUAAUUUUUCAUCUUCAUGUAAAAAUAGCAUUAUAUUUAAACUUCCAAGAUAGAAAAUUCCAAAACAAGAAGCUACUUUAAAAACUGAUUAACUUUUUUUUUCUAUCACCAAUAGUAUUCUUUUCAGUUAUUUCAGAAUUUAUUCAUCCAAUUAAUGGUUUUGAUUUUUUUUUUCGAUUAGUGCCCAUUUUAAAGUAGAGAUAAUUUGAAUAAAGUGACAUUAUUCGGAUUUCUUGCUCACUUUCUGGUCUAAACUUAUCUAUUCAGAUGUUCUUGGAAGGUAGAAAGUGAAGGAGUAAGCCUUAAUUGGCUCUUCUCAAUCUGGUGUACCAUAUAGGUAGCUACUCGGUGUGUUGCACCAAUGUGAGUUCCAUGCUAAGGUCUUGGUAGCCUAGCAGGUUGCUCAGUUACUAUCUCCCAGGUUCACAAUACUAGAAAUACUUGGCUUGGAUCUUGCAGAUGGUCAGUCAUGUGACACCAUGCUGUCGAGCUCAAGUUACAAUCACAGGGUUCUACAGUCUCUUUGGUUAUAUUUAAUCUAUUCCAUUUGACGUCUCUUUUUUUUUACACCAGUUCAAAUAGAAAAGUAGUUCUCUUUAAAAUUUUUUAAAAUAGGUUUUGAUUUUGGUUUCUCCUAUCCUUUUCUUGUUCUCAAAAGUCAGGAGUCAAGUUCUUUGGCUCAGUGAUUUCUUGGAAUUGCAUACUACUUUGUUACCACCUACUUAUAGUAUAUUACUGUUUAUAGCUUCAUUUUUUUGUGAGAUGCUCUGGUAACUUGUUGUCUUGGACAGAUGUUUCUAAGCUAUACAAUUAAGAACUGGGGCUUGGGAGUAGCUGGAAUGAUUUACCAAUGUUAAAAAUUUGCUGUCUCAAAUAUAAUAAACUUUUUUUUUUU